Canariomyces notabilis is the source of this 336-nucleotide messenger RNA. RefSeq lists its product as uncharacterized. The record is from RefSeq and is a predicted model, not a curated record. The transcript has 2 exons. The coding region runs from base 1 to 336 and encodes 111 amino acids. Lineage: Eukaryota; Fungi; Ascomycota; Sordariomycetes; Sordariales; Chaetomiaceae.
AUGUCUGACACGCAGACAGAACGGACGAGCGACUCGACAGGAAGAGGCCGCACAGCAGCCAGAGGGAGAGACCGACAGGACACGGCUCAGACCACCGAGCCCAGUGGGCAGCUGGUGCGGCGACAUACGGAUAAUCAAGGUGACCAUCUCGCGAGACGUCAAGACCAGCCUGCGGCUCGGGCCCAGAGCCAGGCAGGCCGCAAAGGCGCCCCUGCCUUGAGACUGGAUAUGGAUCUUGAUGUGGAUGUGCAGCUCAAGGCGAAGAUAGAAGGGGACAUUACUUUGAGCAUUCUGGACAGCGACCAGUACAACCAGCAGGGCGGUCAGCAUGGUUGA